AUGUGCAGGGUUUAUUCUCCCCGUUCUAAUCUAUGGCUCUCUGCUUCAUUAUCCAGUCUCUUCCUGUCUCGUCUCUGCUCUUCUUUCGUUUCAGAGUACGACCCGCUGCAGCCCACCACCUCAGAUGAGACGGUGGCUGUGGGAGGAACGGUGACUCUGACCUGUCGGGUGGAUGAGAGCGAUAACUCGUCUCUGCAGUGGUCCAACACCGCCCAGCAGACCCUGUACUUCGGAGAGAAGAGAGCUCUUCGGGACAAUCGGAUCCAGCUCCACCGCUCCACCUCCACAGAGCUCUCCAUCACCAUCUCCGAAGUGCAGCUGUCUGAUGAGGGCGAGUACACCUGCUCCAUCUUCACCAUGCCCGUACGCACGGCCCGCGCCACUGUCACCGUGUUAGGCGUCCCGACCAAACCCGAGAUCUCCGGCUUCAGCUCGGCGGUCCCUGAGGGGGAGGAGGUGACCCUGACCUGCACCUCCAGCGGCAGUAAGCCCCCCGCUGAGCUGCACUGGUACCGCGGGGACACCAGGCUCCAAGCUCGUCCGGACGUGGUGGAGUCGACCUCUGGGGAGCCCACCUACAGCGUGCGCAGUGAGGUCACCCUGACGGUGUCGAGGAGUGAUGACAACGCUUUAGUGACGUGUGCAGUGGUGCACCCGUCCCUCGCCCCCGGAGACAAGCGCAGCGAGCAGGCCCUGCACGUGCUCUACUCUCCGGAUGUAAAGAUCCUUCCACAGAGCGACCUGCCCAAAGAGGGAGAGAGAUUCCAACUGAAGUGUGAAGGCAGCGGCAACCCAGAACCCACCACCUUCAUGUGGCAGAAGAAGGACGGCGAGCUGGGCCCUCAGGUGACCAUCAACGGCGCCUUCCUUCACUUCGAGAUGCUCAACAAGUCUCACAACGGCGUGUACCUGUGCCAGGCGGGCAACGGCAUCGGGAGCCAGGGCCAGGGGGAGUACACGCUGCUCGUACAAGACCCCACAGCCAUGGCGUCCGGCUCGGGGGUGGACCACGCCGUGAUCGGGGGCGUGGUGGCCGUGAUCGUCUUCAUCCUCCUCUGCCUCCUCAUCGUCCUCGGCAGAUACCUCAUCAGACACAAAGGCACAUACCUGACCCACGAAGCGAAGGGCUCCGACGACGCCCCCGACGCGGACACGGCGAUCAUCAACGCAGAGGGCGGCACGUCCGGAGCGGAGGACAAGAAAGAGUAUUUCAUUUAA
This is a messenger RNA of Boleophthalmus pectinirostris (great blue-spotted mudskipper), 1218 nucleotides long. It is a transcript of the gene cadm3, whose product is annotated as cell adhesion molecule 3. The record is from RefSeq and is a predicted model, not a curated record. The transcript has 10 exons. Gene Ontology annotation, cellular component: presynaptic membrane. The coding region runs from base 1 to 1218 and encodes 405 amino acids. NCBI's taxonomy places the organism in Eukaryota, Metazoa, Chordata, Actinopteri, Gobiiformes, Gobiidae. Gene Ontology annotation, biological process: homophilic cell-cell adhesion.